GUGAAGGAUAAGAAGAAAAGGAGUCACAUGUAGCCAGGCCUGCGGAUUGUUGGAGUCGACUACGGCAGAAUAACCGUGCGAGGGGCUGGGCCAAGAUGACGGCGAAUUACUUGGCGGUUCCGCUGAAAAAGACCUCCGAGGUCGACAUAAUUAAACCAUUGGCCAACGUAAUAUCUGCCUACUACUCCACCGCCGACGACCCGUCCAACUACAACGAAGCCCUGACGGAGCUGAACAAGCUUCGCAUGAACGCAACAUGGAGAACCCUCGACAAGCACGAAAGUUCGUUGGAUAUUAUGUACAGGUAUUACGAUCAGCUUACGUCGCUCGAAUCCAAGGUUCCACCCAACGACAUACAGAUACCAUUCAAAUGGAAGGAUGCGUUCGACAAGGGUGGAUUCUUUAGUGGAACAGCCAGCUUAACACUCUCUUCUCUUAGCUAUGAAAAGCUUUGCAUCCUCUUCAACAUCGCUGCAAUGCAAUCCCAGAUUGCAGCAGGCAUGGGUGCUGACAUUAGUGAUGACGAAGGACUGAAGACUUGCGCAAAGUACUUUCAGCAAGCCAGCGGGAUCUUCCAGCAGAUGAAGCACUGUGCACCCAAUGUGCAUCACGACCUGACUCCCGACCUUGAAGCUGACACGGUGUCUGCCCUGCAGGCAUUGAUGUUAGCGCAAGCACAGGAAAGCUUCUUCCGCAAGGCAACUGCUGAUAAAAUGAAAGACAUGAUCAUAGCAAAAGUAGCAUCACAGUGUGAAGAGCUGUACGGUGAUGCAGCGAAACAAAUGGGAAGAGAUUCUCUCAAGAGCAUAUGGGAUAGGGAAUGGCUUCCGAUAGUGGUCAGCAAACAGGCAGCGUUCGGCGCCAUAGCACAGUACCACCAGGCACUGUUGUGCCACGCAAACAAGAACGUUGGCGAAGAGUUGGCAAGGCUACAGCAUGCCAUGGACCUGAUGAAGACCUCCGAAGCACAAGCUGGGCCGUCGUUCUCAUUUCGCGACGAGGUCAGAAAGAUCUCCCUCUUGUACGAGGAUGUCAAGAAGGACAACGACUUCAUCUACCAUGCCCGCGUGCCUGAGAUCAGGAGCCUGUCGGCCAUUGGAAAAGCUGUGCUAGCCAAGCCUCUGCCGGUCCCCGAGAAGUUCAGCACUUCCGGUCAAGAUCUUUUUAGUGCCUUGCUGCCAGUGUCUGUCAGUCAGGCCGUGCAAAAGUUCGAGGUCCGGAAGACUGAGAUUGUGAAUGGGGAGAUUGCCCGGCUAAGGCAGCAGACUCAGUUCCUGAAUGGGGUGCUAGCGUCCAUGAACCUGCCAGCUGCCUUGGAAGACACGACGGGCAACAGCCUUCCUCCCAGCAUUCGGGACAAGGCUGAAGCCGUCAGGGCCAAAGGUGGCAUCCAGGCCAUUCGGAAGCUGAUCAGUGACCUCCCUGUGCUGCUCGAGAGGAAUCGCGAAAUUCUCAACGAGGGUGAGCGACUUCUGAAGGAAGAAGAAGAGUCCGACCGAGAGCUGCGAGCGCAGUUUCGGGAGCGAUGGACACGCAGUCCUUCGGAGAAACUCAAUGAACCUCUGCGAAACAGCCUGGCCAAGUACAAGGAGAUCAUGCGUGUGGCUACCGAGGCAGACAAGACGGUGCAGGAGAAGUUUCAAAAGCACCAGCGCCACAUUGAGCUGCUCAGCGCAUCAGAUGGUGAACUCCAGAACGGCAUUCCUUCGGGAAACCCCACAGCGUCGAACUCUCCCUGCGUUCAGCGCCUGAGGCAGCUCAUGGAGGAAGUGGAGACCAUCAAGGCAGAGCGCGAAGCCAUUGAGUCGGAGCUCAAAAGCUCUACUCUUGACAUGAAGCCAAAGUUCCUGGCUGCCCUGACUCAGGACGGCUCGAUCAACGAGCAGGCUCUCUCUGUGGAGAUGCUUGGGGAAGCAUAUGGUCCACUCCAGAAGCAGGUGUCGGAGAGCAUUGCCAAAGAGCAGCAAGUUGUACAAAGCAUUCAGGCUGCAAAUGCCGAGUUCUGUCAGGAGAAGCAAGGAAGUGGUGGAAACAAUCGCGAAGAUGUCCUGAAGGAUCUUGCCGCUGCCCAUGACAUGUACAUGGAGUUGACUGCCAACUUGGAAGAAGGCACCAAGUUCUACAAUGACCUCACCCAAAUCCUGCUCGCCUUCCAAAACAAGAUCAGUGAUUUCUGCUUUGCUCGGAAAACUGAGAAGGAAGAAUUGAUGAAGCACCUGCAGCAGUCGAUUGUCAACAAGCCUGCACAGACUGCCCCUACACCACCGUCGUAUGCCGGUGGAUCUGCAGUCAGCAAGACGCCGCCUCCGCGGCCCCCUCCGCCAGUGACAACCAGCAGCUCUGCGACUAUGGGCGGGGGAGGUGCCGGGGCACCGCCCUACCCACUGCAUGGUCCUCAAGGGAUGCCGCAGCCCCAGGUGGCAUACCCAGGGUAUCCACAGUACCCGGGCUACACGCCCUACCCGGCUGUGCCCAUGCCCACCGUCUACAACCCUUACGCACAGCCGGCUUACCCUGGAGGCGGGGCUGUUCCCCAACAGUACCAGCCGUAUCCACAGUAUCCACCCGCCCAGCACCAGUAUCCAGCGUAUCCUUACCCACGGCAGCCACAAUGAACAUCAUUCCAGUUCUGCAGCAGCCAAGAGAAUAGAUUAGAUUGCACAGUUGUGGUUAACACUGUAUGCUUGUUUUAUUUUCUUUGCAUAUUGUUGCUACUAACAGAUCUGUCACUGGUGUUUUACUUUGCAGCCUGCUUUUUAUCUGUUGUGGCCAAAGUGAGCUUCGAUAUUGGCAAUGAAAAACACUGUUGAAUGCCUGAAAUGCUUAAUUGGUGCAGUUUUUAACGAAAGUGGGGAUGAUUGUUAUACCUUAGUUGAAAGGCUUUUUUGUUUUGUUUUCUUCAUGCGUCUGAGGGCCCUAUGUAUACAUCGCUUUCACUUUUUUGAAAGUAUCGACUGCUGUUAAUGUGAUCAACAAUGAAAUCAUCUCAGAUCAACUUAAGGCUGUACACUUGGUUUGAAAUUGUUCUCCCGUCCUUGUGUUGGAAUUGUGCUUUCGUUGCCUGCUGAUUCAGUGUAAUUAUGCCUUGUGAUUUAAUAAAGAGUGACAGCCAAAAUUGUCACUUCACAGUU
Molecule: messenger RNA, 3131 nt
Organism: Rhipicephalus sanguineus (brown dog tick)
Lineage: Eukaryota; Metazoa; Arthropoda; Arachnida; Ixodida; Ixodidae
Gene: ALiX
Product: programmed cell death 6-interacting protein
Exons: 16
Coding region: 96-2615 (839 amino acids)
Biological process (GO): mitotic cytokinesis
Cellular component (GO): endosome
Molecular function (GO): protein binding
Source: RefSeq, a predicted model, not a curated record